AUGACGGUCAACGUUCUCGAAUCUGUUACCAGUUAUCGUGAUGCUGUGGCAAACAACAAGCUCGUUGUUCUAGACUUUUACGCCAUGUGGUGCGGCGAUUGCAGAAUGAUUGACCCUUUUUACACAAAAUACGCCAAAGAGGAACGCUUCCAGCACGUUUACUUUGCCAAGAUCGAUACCGAAGCCGUGACAGAAGCCGCAGCAGAAGCAGAUAUCCGCAAAUUACCGACGUUCCAAAUCUACAAAGACGGAGUCAAGGUUGACCAAAUCUAUGAGCCAAAGCCCAACGACUUGUUGGCCCUCUUUGAAAAGCAUCUGCUGUAG
This is a messenger RNA of [Torrubiella] hemipterigena, 324 nucleotides long. The record is from the annotation of a GenBank genome assembly. NCBI's taxonomy places the organism in Eukaryota, Fungi, Ascomycota, Sordariomycetes, Hypocreales, Clavicipitaceae.